GAGGGGGAGGCGGAAAUGCGAAAUGAUAGGAGAAGACCGGAGGGGGUGGGAUGAAGCUAAGAGCUGGAAAGGUGAUUGGCCACAGGGAUACAGAGCUGGGGAAGGGAAAGGAUCAUGGGACGGGAGGCUUCGGCAGAACGAAAGGGGAAGGGAGCACCGGAAAGAGAUGGAGAACAGGCAGUGAUGGGGAGAGGGAGAGAGAAAAAAAAAGACGAACAACUAAAUAUGUCAGGGAUGGGGUAAGAAGGGGAGAAGGGGCAUUAACAGAAAUGAGAGAAGUCAAUGGUCAUGCCAUCAGGUUGGAGGCUACCCAUGUGUUGUUCCUCCAACCUGAAUGCGGCUUCAUCUUGACAGUAGAGGAGUCCAUGGAUAGACAUAUCAGAAUGGGAAUGGGACGUGGAAUUAAAAUGUGUGGCCACUGGGAGAUCUGCUUUCUCUGGUGGGCAGAGCGUAGGUGUUCAGCGAAACGGUCUCCCAGUCUGCGUCGGGUCUCAGCAAUAUAUAAAAGGCCACACCGGGAAGACCGGACACAGUAUACCACACCAGCUGUCCUGACGAAGGGUCUCGGCCCGAAACGUCGACAGUGCUUCUCCCUACAGAUGCUGCCUGGCCUGCUGUGUUCCACCAGCAUUGUGUGUGUGUUGUGUGAUUCCCCGAGUCUGCAGCGCGCGUAGUGGACAAUCGCGGUACUGCAGGGGAUCAGCAGCUCCCCGAAAGUGAAAGCAUUCUGAAUCAGGAAGUGCUGGAGUUAACAUGGCUUCGAAAGGAGAGACCGAAAGUUGGACCGAGGAGGUAAUUUGUCCCGUCUGCCUGGAUUUCUUCACCGAUCCGAUUAUACUGGAGUGUGGACACAACUUCUGUCGCUCUUGUAUCACACAGUAUUGGGAAAGGGAGGAGAGAAACUCCUGCCCGGAAUGUAGAGAGGAGUUUGCUGACCGCACCCUCAGGGUGAAUCGGGCCUUAGCAAAUCUGACACAGAAAGUUCGGAAUCUAAGCCUGAAUCUGAAAGGGAAGGAAAGUAAACGUCACUGCGAGGAACAUGAGGAAGAACUGAAGCUGUUUUGUGAAACAGACAAGACACUGAUCUGUAUGAUCUGUGCAGUGGCGGAGGAACACCGAGAGCACCGCUUCCGGCCGAUUAAAGAAGCUGUUAAAAAAUACAUGGAUCAGCUAAAAUUUUCCUUAGACUCUCUCACAAAAAAGGAAUCAGACUUCCAGGAAAAGGAGCAGCAACAGAAAGAGAAGAUUUCCGGAGUUCAGGAACAGUCACACAGCCUUCAGUCCCACAUCACAUCCCAGUUUGCUGAACUGCGCCAGAUUAUCACUGAGAAAGAGCAGAGCUUACUCAGGGAUCUCAGGGAAGAGGAGAAGAGGAUUCUCAACCCAAUGGAGAAAAAUCUUCUGGCUCUUCAAGAGAAUAUAAGGAUUAUUCAGGAGGAAAUCACAAAGUUAAAGGAACAGAUGGAUCAAAAAGACAGUGUGAUAUUUCUCAAGGAGGAAGCUCGUCGGAACAGAAGGAUUAAUGACGAUGUCCAGGAAUUGUCAGUGACAGAUGAGACCCUACCGGUUGAAAAAUUCGAUCACCUCUAUUUGUUGAACACAGUGCUGAGAGAAACGCUUGAUGCUAUUAAUCGAGUUUCGGAGAAUGAGAGGAGAUCUCAUGGAAACACAAAAUUCUUUCAGGGGUCAACAGGCAGGAGUGAGCGAGGAUGUUUCCCCUGUUCAGCGGAAAACCCUUGUGGAGACAUCUGCUUUUGUCGAAUCAAAGUCUCUGUCACUCUGGAUGUGGAAACGGCGCAUCCGGAUCUCGAGAUGUCUGAGGAUCUGAAGAGUGUGAGACGGACCUGGACCUGGAGGGAUCUCCCUGACACCGGGAAGAGAUUCACAGACUGGAUUUGUGUGCUGGGAUCUGAGGGAUUCACAUCGGGGAGACAUUACUGGGAGGUGGAGGUGACGGGGAAUCGGGGCUGGUUUCUGGGAGUCGCCGCAGAAUCUGUGGAGAGGAAGAGACGGGUCAGACUGAGUCCGGAGACCGGAUUCUGGGUCAUCGGGCGGGAUGGUGACGUGUUACAUCGGGAUUGUGACGUGGACCGUUAUCUCCCCUCCCCCGAGACCCGUCUCGCUGCCGGUCCCAUCCCCGGGAGGGUGGGAGUUUAUCUCAGUUACGAGUCCGGGACAGUUUCAUUUUACAAAGCGGAGACCAAGUCCCAUCUCCACACCUUCACUGGGAAUAAAUUCACGGGGAAACUUUAUCCUCUCUUCCGGACCUUGGGUGGAAACCAGUGGCUGAGAAUCUGCUCCGGUUCCGCUCCGGGUCUGUAAACGGGUCGGGUCCCGGGACCGGCGUCAGGAGUAAAGUCCCUGUAAAUAUAAAU
Hypanus sabinus (Atlantic stingray) is the source of this 2375-nucleotide messenger RNA. Its product is annotated as zinc-binding protein A33-like. The transcript has 7 exons. The coding region runs from base 754 to 2322 and encodes 522 amino acids. Gene Ontology annotation, molecular function: zinc ion binding; protein binding. NCBI's taxonomy places the organism in Eukaryota, Metazoa, Chordata, Chondrichthyes, Myliobatiformes, Dasyatidae. The record is from RefSeq and is a predicted model, not a curated record.